Sinocyclocheilus anshuiensis is the source of this 2751-nucleotide messenger RNA. RefSeq lists its product as uncharacterized. The coding region runs from base 1805 to 2713 and encodes 302 amino acids. The transcript has 5 exons. The record is from RefSeq and is a predicted model, not a curated record. Lineage: Eukaryota; Metazoa; Chordata; Actinopteri; Cypriniformes; Cyprinidae.
UUGAACUAUUGCAGUGGUACCUGUAGGAUACAUUUUUGAAGUUUUCAGAGCCAUUGUGGACUCAGCAGCAGACUUUAAGAAAGGCAUAAUUAUGUGGUACCAAGGGUAGAAGUUUCUGUAGUAAUAUCUUCAGAAGUGGUAGUUUGAGCCAAUGUGGUUUCUACAGCGGAUUGUUCCAACAGUUGUCAUUACAUGUGUGGAUGAUCCCAAUACUAUUCCUGUUGAACUAACAGAUGGUUUUGUUUCAAGCAAAAGUGGUGGCAAGGGUACUAGUGUGUGCACAAGUGGUACCCAGGGAAGUACCUUCUACAAAAGAGGGACCAACGGUGUUUUUUUUUUUUUACAGAAGUGGUGCCAAAAGUAGUAGUUUCUACAGUAGUGGUGCCUAAUGGUAGUUUGAGCCAUUGUGGUUUCAACAGCAGGCGUUAAGACAGGUGUGCCUAUAGCUGUAGUUCCUGCUGAACUAAUUGAGGGUGUUGUUUCAGCAAAAGUGCUAUCAAGCAUUAUAGUUAAUGCAGAAGUGGUUCCAAGUGUAGUUUCUGGAGAAGUAGUGCCCAAGUUAGUACCUUCUACAGAUGUAGUACUAAGGGUAGUGCACAAGUGGUACCCAGGGAAGUACCUUCUACAAAAGUGGGACCAACGGUGGUGUUUUUUUUUUUUUCAGAAUUGGUGCCAAGUGUUGUAGUUUCUGCAGUAGUGGUGCCUAAUGGUAGUUUGAGCCAUUGUGGCUUCAACAACAGAUGUUAAGGCAGGUGUAGUUAUAGUGGUGCCAAGAGUAGUAGUUUUUGGAAAAGUAGUGCCCAAGGUAGUACUUUCUGCAGAAGUGGUAGUUUUGGUCACUGUGGUUUCAUCAACAGAUGUUAAGCAAGGCAAAGUUAUAGCUGAGGUUGUUUUUCCAGUAGUUGUCAUUACUGGUGGGUAUGUUGCCAAUACUACUGCCUUUGAACUAACUAAGGGUGCAGUUUCUGCAGAAAUGGUACCAAAUUUAGUACUUUCUGCAGAAGUGAUGCCAAGAGUACUAGUUUAUACAGAAGUGCUACCAAGUGUAGUCAUUUCUACAGAUGUGGUUUCAAAAGUAGUAAUUUCUGCAGAAGUGGUAGUUUGAGCCAGUGUGGUUUCAACAACCGAUGUUAAGGCAGGUGUAGUUAUAGUUGAGGUUGUUGUUCCAGCAGUUGUUUUUACUGGUGUGGUUUCCAAUACUAUUCCUGCUGAAUUAACUGAGGGUGCAGUUUCUGCAGAACUGGUGUCAAGAGUAGUAAUUUCUGCAGAAGUGGUAGUUUGAGCCAUUGUAGUUUCAACAGCAGAUGUCAAGGCAGGCGUAGUUAUGGUUGAGGUUGGUGUUCCAGUAGUUGUCAUUAAUGGUGUGGAUGUUUCCAAUACUAUUUCUGUUGAACGAACUGAGGUAGUUUCAGUGAUACCAAGGGUAGUAAUUUUUGCAGAAGUGGUGCCUAGGGCUGUACAUUCUAUAGAAGUGGCACCAAGUGCAGUAAUUUCUGCAGAGGUGGUACACUGAGCCACUGUUGUUUCAACAGCAGACGUUAAGGCAGGCAUAGUUGAGGUUGUUGUUGUUCCGGCCAUUGUCAUUCCAAGUGUGGAUCAUUUCCAUUAAUUCAUUUCCAAUAAUUCUGUUGAACUUACAGAGGAUGUUGUUUCUGCAGAAGUGGUGCCCAGGGUUGUACUUUCUACAGAAGUGGUGCCAAGUGCAGUAAUUUCUACAGACGUGGAUCCAAGUGUAGUAAUUUCUGCAGAAGUGGUAGUUUGAGCCACUGUGGUUUCAACAGCAGAUGCUAAGGCAGGCGUAGUCAUGCUUGUUGUUCCAGCAGUUGUCAUUACAAGCAUGGAUGUUAACAAGAUUCCAGUUGAACUUACAGAGGAUGUUGUUUCUGCAGAAGUGGUGCCCAGGAUUGUGCUUUCUAUAGAAGUGAUGCCAAGAGUAGUAGUUUCUGCAGAGGUUGUGCCCAGGGUUGUACUUUCUACAGAAGUGGUAGUUGUUUCUGCAGAAGUCGUGCCCAGGGUUGUGCUUUCUGCAGAAGUGAUGCCAAGGUUAGUAGUUUCUGCAGAUGUUGUGCUUUCUACAGAAGUUGUAGUAGUUUCUGCAGAAGUGAUGCCAAGGUUAGUGGUUUCUUCAGCAGUUGUGGCAAGGGUAUUAGUCUCUGUGGUAGUUUUAGCCAUUGCGGUUUCAACCGCAAACGUUACGGCAGGUGUUGGCUCAGGUGAGAUUGUUGCUCCAGCAGUUGUCAUAACAGGUGUGUAUGUUUUACUUGAUGAAAGUGUUCUUUGGCUAGUUUUAAGAGUUUUUUCAAAUUCCCCACAUGGAACAGUGGGUUUGACAUCAAAGUCUGAAAGGUCCAAAUCUGUCCCAAACUCUACAUCAGCAUCAACAACAGGAGUUGCAGUUUUGGUGAUCCUGUCUGGUUGUGUAGCUGCACUUGAGGAUUCCCCUUCUUUGGUUGUACCAAGCGUUAUAGUUGGUGGCCUGAAGGGAUCAGUGUUUGUCCAUGAAGUGGGGUGUGGAUAUCUAGGUGUGCUGGAUGGAAGUGUCCUUUGGGUAGUUUUAGGGAUUUCUUCAAAUUCCCCACAUGGAACAGUGGGUUUGACAUCAAAGUCUGGAAGGUCAAAGUCUGUCCCAACAGUAGGUAUUGAAUCAUAUUCCCAAAUAAAAUCAAAAGGGUCUUGUCUUCGUUUUCUGAUGGCCUUUUUAAACGUCUGUUGAACACAGGACAACAUGACUGUCUGCAAUUUUCCAGUCAC